Messenger RNA from Uloborus diversus, 2044 nucleotides. Its product is annotated as integrator complex subunit 4-like protein 2. The transcript has 14 exons. Gene Ontology annotation, biological process: snRNA processing. Gene Ontology annotation, cellular component: integrator complex. The annotation marks the transcript as partial. The record is from RefSeq and is a predicted model, not a curated record. Lineage: Eukaryota; Metazoa; Arthropoda; Arachnida; Araneae; Uloboridae.
ACUUGUAGAAAACAUUGCAAUUGUUGCAGACAUUUGAGAAAUUUUUGUUAUACGACACAAAGUGAAAAUGACGGCUGUUUUAAAAAAGCGAGCUCUUGCUGAAUAUAUUAUGUCUUCUCAAGAGCAGCCAAAAAAACCAGCAAAGCGUUUCCGAAGUAUGAAGAAAACAUCCAGUCUCACUGAACAUGAUUUAGAUGUAUUGAAAAAUUCAUCAUCUGGUGAAUCAUUAUCAUUCUUACUUCAAAUUGAGGAGCUUUUGAAAGGCGAAGUGGAGACCGUACCAUUGUACAACACUUUGCUCGAUCACUUUCUAAAAGAACCAGAGGCAGCAGUUAGGGUAAAAUUAAUCAGCAUCCUCUCUCAAAUGGUGCAAGGAAACUUAAUUGAAGUCUGUAAGCUGUUUGAUGACUUGCAACCUCUUCUGAAAGGAGAAACGUCCCAUAAAGUUAUUGCAGUCUUCCUCUCCACCUUUCACCAAACCAAGAAACUUGAGACAGAUGACAAAUUUCAUCUUCAUAUUUUUCAACUGGCUAAAAAAUACUUGAAUGAUCACAGUCAUGAAGUGAAAUGUGCUGCAUUAUCUGUAAUAGCUGAUUUUAUUGCCUUGGAUGACAAAUCAGAGUCUUUUCAAAAGACUUUGCAUUUGCUGGCUGAAUACUCUCAUGAUCAUGAACCUAGAGUGCGUACUGAGGCUUUAAAUGCUCUUUUUCACCUUCAUGAAAGAGGUUUGAAACUUGAAUCUGCUCUUUAUGAAAUAGUUUGUGAAGCACUCACUGAUGAUUAUGAAUGUGUCAGAAUGGCAGCACUUAAACUUAUUGAUGUUAUCAGUCAUUUACAUUGUGAAAAGUUGGUUUCCAUAAGCCCUGAAGAGCAAAUUAGAUUGGCUGAUGAUGCAUUUGCUCGAAUCUGUAAAAUGAUUACUGAUCCAUCUACAAAUGUUCGAGUGCUUGCUGCUUCACUUUUGGGAGGCUUUACAGAUGUGAGCUUGGAAUUCCUCAAUCAAACUCUUGACAAAAAGUUAAUGUCAACAUUAAGGAAAAAGAAGUCUGGCUAUGAAGGUCAUAAAGAAAAUGAUUCUGAAUGGUCGACUGGCAAAAAGCUGCAGACUGAAGCUCCCAAGGAAGAAGUGGAAGAUGAUAAUGUUAGCUUAAUGAGUUCUGGUGCUUGUGGAGCCUUUGUUCAUGGCUUUGAAGAUGAAUUACAAGAAGUUCGAACUGCAACCCUUGAUUCGUUUUGCAAACUUGCCACUCAUUUUCCAUCAUUCGCAACCAUCUCAUUAGAUUUUCUUGUUGAUAUGUUUAAUGAUGAAACUGAGGAAGUGUGCUUGAAAGCUAUCCAUUGUUUGCAAGAAAUCAGUCUUCAUAUCAUGCUCAGAGAGGAUCAGUUAAAAACAAUUUUAGUGGUUUUAGAGGAUUUUUCAAUGGAUUUAAGAGAAGCCUUGCAUGCUAUGCUGGCAGCUUGUCGCUUGACAACAAAAGAGUGUUUAAAAUUUUGUGUUGACAGCCUUUUGAAAAACUUGAUGCGCUAUCCUCAAGACAAGCGCUCUAUUUGGAAAUGUCUGCAAAAACUAGGCGAAAGACACCCUUAUUUAACGUUACCUUUAGUUCCUGAGUUGUUGAGCAUUCAUCCUUUUAUUGAUAUGACUGAACAAAAUGUUGAAGAUCCAGCUUAUAUUUGCAAUUUGAUACUUGUCUUCAAUGCUGCUGUGAACUGUCCAGUUAUGAUGUCUUUGUUUGAUGAAUACACUCAAAAACAUUAUUCCUAUUUAAAAGAUACUUUACCUCAUCUAGUACCUCAGCUUAAGCUGAGAAGUGUGACAAUAGUUCCUGUGAAAGUGGAAUCAUCCGAUGAACACUCCCGGAAAUUUUUGAAUCAAGUUUUAGAGAGAGUAGCUGCUGCCGAACAUCGAAAUCCUAAAGCUCGGCAAAGCAUAUUAGAGACUUCUAUUCAGGAUUUGAAGCAACUAUCUGCUAUUGAGCCAAAACUGUCUGCUGCUGCCAACUGUGCAGCAAUGUAUAUUCAGUGCCAGUUAGUUUUAGCAAAA